Messenger RNA from Entelurus aequoreus (snake pipefish), 3426 nucleotides. RefSeq names its product histone deacetylase 7-like. The coding region runs from base 3 to 2900 and encodes 965 amino acids. Lineage: Eukaryota; Metazoa; Chordata; Actinopteri; Syngnathiformes; Syngnathidae. Gene Ontology annotation, cellular component: histone deacetylase complex. Gene Ontology annotation, molecular function: histone deacetylase activity. The record is from RefSeq and is a predicted model, not a curated record. Gene Ontology annotation, biological process: chromatin organization; negative regulation of transcription by RNA polymerase II. The transcript has 24 exons.
CCAUGGACCUCAGGGUGGGAGAGCGGGGGAUGCGCCCCGGCUCCGACACGGCGCUCCUCAGUCCGCUGCACCCGCCGCUGCUUCUCAGCCCGUUCUCCCCGCCGGCCCGCACCUCCUUCUCCCAGCAGCAGCUGCAGCAGCACAUCCGGUUCAAUAUGGAGCAGAGGCGACGUGAACAGGAACACCAGGAGAAGCAUCAAGAACUGCAGCAGCUAAAAAACAAGGACAAGAGCCAACAAAGUGCAGUGGCCAGUUCACUGGUGAAACAGAAGCUCCAGCAGGUCAUCUUGAAGAAGCAGAAGCAGGCGGCACUGGAAAGAACCAGCUCCAACCCUUUGGCUGUAACGCCAGUGGCAUACAGAAAACUGGGCCCAGACCCGAAUGUUCCGUCCCAACCUCUGGUCUCCUCUCCGUCACAGCCUUCCUCUGAGGGCUCAGAAAGAACGCCACUACGCCGGGCAGCGUCUGAGCCCAAUCUGAAAGUCAAGCACAAGCUCAAGAAGCAUCUCAACACCCGAAAGAGCCCGCUCACCCGCAAAGAGAGCGCCCCGCCCACUGUCAGACACAGAGUACCUGAUACACUGGACUCCUCACCCAGCAGCAGCAGCACUCCAGCCUCAGGCUGCAGCUCGCCUAAUGACACUUUUCCCAAUGAAAACGGGCUGCUGCCAUCUGCAGGCGGACUCUCGCAUGAGGCACAGAAGCUGCUGCUCAGAGACGGCACGCUGGCUAACUUCACCAUCCAGAGUCCUUCCACCCUGCCCACCAUCACACUGGGACUACCAGCCAAUGCCAGGGUUGAAGGAGAGCUGUCCCCUCUGAAAGUGGGUGGAGUGCCCAUGGUCGCAGCCGGGACCCCACAGGUGUGGUUGCCCCUGAGCAGAGAGGAUCAGCUCAGCCCUCGCCUCCCUGUUAUCAUCCUGGAGCCCUCCGGACUGGUGCAUGCUCCGCUCCUCUCUGUGCCGGGCCUCGAGUCUGUGCCGCUGCAGUUCGCCUCGCACUUGGACCAGCUGUCCCCGGGGGGCGCUCAGGUCCACAAGCCCCUGAGCCGGACGCGCUCGGAGCCCCUGCCGCAGAGCACGAGGGCCCUCCACACGCACCUGCUCCAGCAGCACCACAACACGCAGCUGCUGGAGAGAUUACAACAGCAGACUCACCUUGGCAAGCUCAUGUCCAAAUCCAGCGAGAAGCCCAGACUCCACCAGAUCCCCUCUGAGGACAUGGACUCGGAGGACGGCGGGGGGACGUCGCCGUCAGAGCCGGGCUAUCCAAGCAGAGGGAGGGCUGAUUCCAUCAGGGAGGCGGAGCCAGCAUCUUCAACAGGAUCCAGUAACCAAGAGCAGCUCAACUUACAACACGCACUCAUACUCAACCAGUCUUUGCUAUGGGAGCAGCAGAAGCAGCUGCAACAGUUGCACCGACAAAUGGAGACCCUGGCCGUCCCGAUGCUACGUAGCGGUGGAAGCGGUGGCGUUGGCGGCGCUCUGGGCGUGCACCGCCCCCUGUCGCGUACGCAGUCCUCACCGGCCUCCACGUCUCUCACCCUGCCCGAAAAACCUCUGAGCCUGACCGGGCAGGAAGCGAGCAGCAAACCACGCUUCACCACUGGCUUGGUGUAUGACUCCCAGAUGCUGAAGCACCAGUGUACAUGUGGAGACAACAGCAGUCACCCCGAGCAUGCUGGGAGAAUACAGAGCAUCUGGUCCCGACUACAAGAGCGAGGCCUGAGGGGCCAGUGUGAGAGCAUUCGCGGCCGUAAGGCCACCUUGGAAGAGCUGCAGUCCGUCCACAGUGAGCGCCACGUUCUGCUCUACGGCACCAACCCGCUCAACCGGCUCAAACUGGAUAACCGCAAACUGGCAGGAAUCCUCUCUCAGAGGAUGUUUGUUAUGCUGCCAUGCGGAGGUGUCGGGGUGGACAACGACACCAUCUGGAACGAGUCGCACACGUCCACGGCGUCGCGCAUGGCUGCCGGCAGUGUUGUCGAGCUGGCGGUCAGAGUGGCCAAGGGGGAGCUCAAGAACGGCUUUGCUGUGGUCAGACCACCAGGGCACCAUGCUGACCCUUCCAACCCAAUGGGCUUCUGCUACUUUAACUCCGUGGCCAUCGCUGCCAAACAGCUCCAGCAGAAGCUCAGCGUCAGCAAAAUACUCAUUGUGGAUUGGGAUGUUCACCACGGUAACGGCACCCAGGAGGUUUUCUACAAUGACCCCAGCGUCCUCUACCUGUCGCUUCACCGCUACGACCACGGCAACUUCUUUCCUGGCAGCGGCUCACCGGCGGAGGUGGGGUCUGGCGCCGGGGAGGGCUUCAACGUGAACGUGGCGUGGACGGGAGGACUGGAGCCUCCCAUGGGGGACGCGGAGUACCUUGCAGCGUUCAGGACCGUGGUGAUGCCCAUCGCCCAGGAGUUUUCCCCGGACGUGGUUCUGGUCUCAGCAGGUUUUGACGCUGCCGAGGGCAACCCUGCGCCUCUAGGAGGCUACAAGGUGUCUGCCAAAUGUUUCAGCUUUCUGACCCGCCAGUUGAUGUCCCUAGCAGGGGGUCGCCUGGUUUUGUCGCUGGAGGGCGGUCACGACCUCACCGCGAUCUGCGACGCGUCCGAGGCUUGCGUCAGCGCGCUGCUCGGUGCACAGGAUUCGCUGUCAGAGGAGGUGCUGUUGCAGAAACCCAACGCUAACGCCGUCCACUCCCUGCAGACGGUCAUACAAAUACAAAGUGAAUACUGGCCGAGUGUGAAGACUUGCAGCAGCUCAGUGGGUGUCUCCUACCUGCUCGCCCAGACUGGAGACUGCGAGGAAGCAGAUGCUGUAAACGCUCUGGCCUCGCUCUCAGUGGGAGUUCUUUCCACCGAGAGCCUUCCAGAUGAGCCAAUGGAGCAUGACAGCGACUCCAUGUGACCCCCCCCCCUCACCACCUCGCUCAGCUCACCUUCAGGAAACGAGGCGGGGGCCCCCACUCGGGGCCCCUGGACCUCCAGCACUGCUCGCAAAGCUUCCAUCCGCCCGUCUGCCUUAUCCCGUACGUCUGACGAUGUCAUACAAGCGCCUCAAAGCUGGGAACCAUUCAGCGGUAACCUCACCAAACCUCACCAAAGAGCAAUACGAGAUGUCGUUGUCAUGUCGACGGACUUUUUGACUGACAAGGAGUUGUGCCUUUCUUACGGCACGACAAUGUUUGUCCCGGAAGCACAACGUUGCAGGUGCUGUCUUAACUUUGCCUUCACUUUAGGACCAACCACUUUGGAAUCCUUCCUUCUAUGCCACUUUGCCUCCCCAAAACAAAUCCCAUUUUUGAAGCAACCCUGACAGGUGAAAGCACACACACACACACACACACACACACACACACACACACACACACACACACACACACACACACACACACACACACACACACACACACACACACACACAAUGUAGAAAA